Penicillium concentricum is the source of this 246-nucleotide messenger RNA. RefSeq lists its product as uncharacterized. The record is from RefSeq and is a predicted model, not a curated record. The coding region runs from base 1 to 246 and encodes 81 amino acids. The transcript has a single exon. Lineage: Eukaryota; Fungi; Ascomycota; Eurotiomycetes; Eurotiales; Aspergillaceae.
AUGGAAUCUCUGCACUAUGGUCGCCCUCUCCUUCUCUUGCCACAACGUCUGAAAGGAUUCUCGCCGCUCGGGCGGAUCAACUCCUUAGGACUCACUAGGAGAGCCACUAGGGAUGUGAUUGACGGACGAAUACAAUCGGACUGUGUGCGGCAAAAGGCACCCGCUGAGCUACUUGAGCCUUUCCGCCUUCGUGUCAAAGUUGAUGAACUUGACAUGCGUGAUGGAGGUAUGGGGUCACCAUAUUGA